GUUUUUCUUUUGCAAAUCCAAACGUCGUUGUUUCCCUGUUUAUGUUUCACAGACUGAGAAACAGAGAAAAAACAAACUCGCUUGAGGAAUGGAAUAUACCACCACUAAACCCUCAAAGCCCUCUUCAAACAUAUCCGAGUUGGUUUCAAAAUUUGCCAGAGUUUGCAAGCUGAGAUCCAUGGGUGUUUUGUCUGCUGAAAAUACGUUGAACUCAAGCAACAUUAAUGCCCCACUUGGCGAGGAUAGCAGUGAUAAUACUGAAGAAACUGAAUGUGAUAGUGAUAAAAUACAUCCCCGGCGAGCUGAUGUUUCCUGCGAAAGGAAUAUAUGCGGUGAGGCAGAGGUCUUGAAGUUAUUUGACACUGUUUCUGCACUAAAAUCAGCUUAUCUCCAACUUCAGAAAGCUCAUAUUCCGUAUGACCCGGACAAGAUUAUAGCUGCCGAUGAACUCGUUCUGUCUAAGCUUGAAACACUUUGCAAGAUUAAGCGUGCAUACAAGGAGAAGCAGUUCACAAAAUCAAAGCUUGAUUCGUCUUGCUUGGAACUUCUUCUAUCAGAAGUUAAAGUUAAUGAGAGGCUGUUAAAGAAAUUGAAGUCUGAAAAUAAAACCAAGGACUCUGAGAUUGUCCGCCUGAAGCAAAAACUCCAGGCUUUGGCUUUCAGGAAUGCAAAGCUGGUUGAGAUAAUCAGAAGGGAAAGAGUGGAGAGAGAGAAGACAACGGUUCUGGAUGUAACUAUGUUUCAGAACAGCUUCAAAGCUGCAUCAAAGUCCAUUCAUGAUUUUGCAAAGCCAUUGAUUAGUUUGAUGAUGGCUUCAGGGUGGGAUUUAGACCUAGCAGUAAAAUCAAUUGAUGAUGGAGUUGCAUACUCCAGGAAGCGCCACAAGAAGUAUGCAUUUGAAGCCUACAUUGCAUGGAGAAUGUUUCAUGGAAUGUUGCUUGAGUCCUAUAAUUGCAAUGAUAUAAUGAAGUUUGAUGAUCCAAUUGAUGCUCUGAUAGAAAAUCCAGAUUCAGGCUUUGCAAAAUUUUGCAGAAAAAAGUAUCUUUUGGUUGUUCAUCCUAUGAUGGAAAUGUCAUUCUUUGGGAAUUUGGAUCAGAGGAAUUUUAUAUCGAGUGGCAAACAUCCACGGACACCAUUCUACCAGGUCUUUGUGAAAAUGGCAAAGUGGAUAUGGAUUCUACAUGGGAUAGCAUGCUCAAUUGAUCCUGAAGCAAAAAUAUUUGUUGUCAAGAGGGGAAGCCAAUUCUCAGAUGUUUACAUGGAAUCUAUUGAGCAAGACAGAGAAGGUCUGGUGGGUUCUGAUGAGGGACAGGCUACUCAAAAGGUUGAGUUAAUGGUCAUGCCUGGGUUUAGAGUUGGAGAGACAGUGGUGAGAUCUCGAGUUUAUCUUUCGAAGACAAAUUAGCCAAUCCAUAGAUGUUAAUCACCUUUAGU
Molecule: messenger RNA, 1434 nt
Organism: Theobroma umbraticum
Lineage: Eukaryota; Viridiplantae; Streptophyta; Magnoliopsida; Malvales; Malvaceae
Product: MYB family transcription factor
Biological process (GO): negative gravitropism; response to red or far red light
Source: RefSeq, a predicted model, not a curated record